AUGCAAUUCAUAAUCAUAGUACUGUGAUAAUGACUAUGAUGAGCCCAUUCUAUGUAUGAUGGGAGAUGCACCAAUUUAAACUUUGUUCAGUUUUGAAGAUAUAUAGAUCUGACCAAAGCAAGAAGGGCUUUUACUAAGAGUAAAACAGAGGAAUAUGGAGACCACCGUGAAAAACAAGCAAGUGAUACUGAGAAAUUAUGUGAAGGGUAUCCCUAAAGAAUCUGACCUAAUGAUUAUCACAGCUUCAGACCCCGUGGAACUCAAGGUUAAGCCCGGAUCAGCGGCGGUUAUGGUGAGGAAUCUUUACUUGUCUUGUGACCCUUACAUGGGGAUUCUCAUGAGAGAACCAACUCCUUCCACUCUAGCACUUUUGGAUGCCUUCAUCCCCGGAAAGCCUAUAGCUGGAAUUGGAGUGUCUCAAGUAAUAGAUUCUGAUGAUCCAUCUUUUACGAAAGGCGAUAUGAUUUGGGGAAUUGUGAACUGGGAGGAGUUUAGUACUAUCAACCCGGCUGCUAUAUUCAAAAUCGACGUCAAUAUCAAUGUUCCUCUCAGCUACUAUACUGGAAUCCUCGGUAUGAUAGGUUUAACUGCUUACGCCGGGUUUUUCGAGAUAUGUUCACCUAAGAAAGGAGACACAGUGUUCGUGUCUGCUGCUUCUGGCGCGGUUGGACAGCUCGUGGGUCAGUUUGCAAAGUUGAUGGGCUGCUAUGUUGUUGGAAGUGCCGGAAGUAAACAAAAGGUCGAUCUCCUGCUGAACAAAUUCGGUUACGAUGAUGCAUUCAAUUAUAAGGAAGAGCCUGACCUUGACUCCGCCUUGAAGAGGUGUGUACCAAAAGGUAUUGACAUAUACUUUGAGAACGUGGGAGGCAAAAUGCUUGACGCGGUUCUACUUAACAUGAAAACGUAUGGACGAAUCGCUGUAUGUGGGAUGAUAUCUCAGUACCAUCUUGAAACCAGAGACAGGUUACAAAAUCUACCUGACAUCAUAUUCAAGAAGAUAAGGAUGCAAGGGUUUGCUUCUUAUGACUUUAUAGAUAGAUUCCCAAAGUUCUUGGAGUUUGUUCUUCCCUACAUAAAAGAAGAGAAAUUAGCGUACGUGGAAGACAUUGUUGAAGGACUCGAGAAUGGUCCUGCUGCUCUUGUAGGACUUCUUCAUGGAAAAAACGUUGGUAAGCAAGUUCUCAAGGUUGCUUGAGAGUAAAGAAAUCUAUCCAUGUAUGGAUAUAUGUAAAAUUACAAAAAAACUACCUUGUAUGUCGUAUUUUAAGGGUAUGGGUUCUAAUUGGAAUUUAUAUGAAAUAAAAGGGCAUAUAGUUAAAUUCCAUAUUUUCGUGUUUAAAUGGGCCCAAGUGAAGCGCAGCUUAAUAAUUCAA
Messenger RNA from Arabidopsis thaliana (thale cress), 1373 nucleotides. Its product is annotated as Zinc-binding dehydrogenase family protein. NCBI's taxonomy places the organism in Eukaryota, Viridiplantae, Streptophyta, Magnoliopsida, Brassicales, Brassicaceae. The record is from RefSeq and is marked reviewed. Gene Ontology annotation, molecular function: oxidoreductase activity, acting on the CH-CH group of donors, NAD or NADP as acceptor; oxidoreductase activity. The coding region runs from base 155 to 1195 and encodes 346 amino acids. The transcript is spliced from 5 exons.